Messenger RNA from Salmo salar (Atlantic salmon), 4301 nucleotides. Its product is annotated as transforming growth factor beta activator LRRC32. Gene Ontology annotation, molecular function: protein binding. The record is from RefSeq and is a predicted model, not a curated record. NCBI's taxonomy places the organism in Eukaryota, Metazoa, Chordata, Actinopteri, Salmoniformes, Salmonidae.
UAAUGACCGUCAGCUAUAAAUGGCUGAGAUGGGUGUUGAGGACUGAUGUAGCUCAGUGUCGCGUUGUUAGGACAGAGACAGGAGAAUGAUCAGACCCACAGCUACCACAUUCAGCUUAGUGCUACUGCUAGUCCUACUGCUGUACUGCUCUCUGUCUCACAGUCUCAUGCAGUUCAACACUGUGACUGGAAGGCUACAUGAUGACCAACAGGAGACAACUUCCUGGCGGUUCAGGAACCUAUCAUCUGUUCCUGAGGGGCUGGACGUGAGGCUGAGGAAGCUGGACGUGUCCAACAACGUUAUAAGACAUAUAAACAGCCAGAGUCUGGGUCUUCCAUCCCUACUGAGACUGGACCUCAGCUACAACCAGCUGGAGAUCAUAUCUGAAGGGGCUUUCAGAGACGUGGCCCAGCUUCAAGAGCUGAACUUGGCCAGGAAUGCAUUGAACCACAAUGUGGACAGUAACAGCCAAGCUCUUGGGUCUCUCCACAGACUGAGGAGGUUGGAUAUCUCUAUGAACGGUCUGGAUGAUGACGCGGCGGAACUUUACCUUCGUGACAAAUCAAUUCUAGAACACCUAGAUCUCAUGGGCAACGUUUUGACGCGACUCACGACCAAGCUGUUUGCAGAGAGCCUGAGCGUGAGAAGCAUUCGCAUCGAGAACAAUCUGAUCACGGCAAUAGAGGAGGGAACGUUUGAACCGUUGAAGAAACUCAAGAUCUUAAAUUUAGCCAGAAAUAAUCUAGUCUACAUCUGUGAUUUUAAACUCCAUCAGGUGAAACUCUUGAAUCUUAGCAGGAAUUCCAUAGAGUUCUUUGUCACCCGUGAGGACGGUCACCCAUACGAGUUGGAGAUCUUAGAUCUGAGCUUCAACAACCUCAUCUAUUUCCCCAUGGUUCCCAAGACCAACAGGUUGAGAUACCUCCACCUACAGAACAACAUGGUGGGGACCUUAGAGACAGACACCCUAAUAUCAGAGGCAGACUCUCUGUACAGAGAACUAACAAGUGAAGAUGAGGUAAAUUAUCCUGCAGACAACAACAUAUACUCUAACUGGAAACUGAUGCCGUUAGUUUACAUGGACCUCAGUAGUAACCACUUCAGGUCUCUACCUGUGGAGACUCUGAGCCAUCUGACGUCUUUGGUGACGCUGAACCUCAGCCAGAACUGUCUACAGGACAUCAGCUAUAACACAACGAAGUGCUGCAGCGACCAUGUUGGAGGCUACCACCAACCUUCCUUGACCUUUCCGUCCCUACGCUACCUCGACCUGCAGAACAACGGCCUUCGACAACUCUCCACCUUCUUCCUGGAAGCCCUACCAAACAUAGAGACAUUAAACCUGAAGGAGAACUCUGUGAGGCCUUGUGAUCCAAAGGACCAACUGGGACCAUCUCAGACAACGAGAGUUAGUCCUAAUAAUAUGUCCUCCUGUGUUUCCUUCUGGAAUAUCAAAACUCUGAGAAGUCUAGAUCUCCAAGACAACGGGAUCAAAACACUCCAUCGGAACACAUUUGAAAGAACCCCUUUGGUUUCUCUCAACCUGGCCAGCAAUGUAGAUAUAAUCUUGGAUAUUGGCGCUCUAGAAGGGUUGCAGAGUAGUCUCCAGUCUCUGAGUAUCAGUGGGAACAACAUGGCAACCUCAGCCUUGUCUCUGCCUUGUCUGAAAGCAUUGAGACGACUCAACAUGUCCAACAACAAUGUAGAUGUCUUCCCGAGCAUCAUCGGCUGUUCUCCUUUGAUGGAACUUGACGUGAGAAAUAACAGUCUAACGUCUAUGAAUGAAUCUUUGGUUGAUCGUUUGUCUCAAUGUCUUGAUGUGUUGUAUGUCAGUGGCAACUCUUUCAACUGCUGUGACACCAAAUGGCUAAAAGCCCUAAACAAAGAGAAAGUGAAGAUUCCGGACCUUGACCAUGCUGUGUGCCUCAGUGUCAACGGUACUCUGUUGACUGGCCUUCUGCGUAACCAUUCACUGCACUGUUCAUUGGAACUUAGCCCAAAAAUAACAGAACCAAACCUUGGGCAAAUAAUAAUAAUAAUUUUGUUUGUGUCUACAGUAUUGAUAUUACUUGUAUUUGUGAAGAAGGUUUGUUGCAACACAGGGUCAUUCAUUGUAUAAUGAUUGUGCAUGUAAAACCAAGAGCUGUGUUCCAAUACCCAUACUAACAUACUGUAUACUACAUACUUAAUGUGUAUUUAUUACAUACUAUUAGUUCAUUUUAGUAUACCGAGCGUACUAGCGCUUCGCCUGUCUACCGGAAGUUGAUGCUGUUGCUAUGCAACCUCUUGCUACCUGUAACAUAUUACUAGCUCGACCUACGGAAGAGUGACUACGGAAGAGUGACUACCGGAGAGUGACUACCGGAGAGUGACUACGGAAGAGUGACUACAGGAGAGUGACUACCGGAGAGUGCGCUCUGGGCGUAAAUUCAGAGCGCACACUGGAUGCUCUGGCCGUGGGGUAGGCUUGCUGGCUAACGUUGGCUAGCUACUUCCAGAAACAAAUGAGAGAGCACCUCACUCUGACCAUUUUACUCCCCCUAGCAGAGCUGUUUUCAUGUUAUCCAGAGCGUUGGUGACUGUAACUGUGCUGCCAGCAACAAUUUAAUUAUGCCUUUUUUUUGGGGCCGACGUUUAUCAGUUAUUCUGCGCUCUGACACACUAUGGAUAUGUUCGUAAAUUCACUCUGGUGUACCAGAGUGUUGUCAGAUUGUCUGUUCUAAAAUUAACAAAUUGCCAGCCAAAAUAACAUGUAACGUAACUUAUUUGAAAAGUCAUUACUUUAUUAUCAACAUUUUCCGCUCUCCUAUGACUCCGGCUGCAUAUUUUCCACCCCCAUUUUCUAAAGAAUUACAUUAUGGGACCUAAAAGCACAGAAAUAGUGUCCACUGCUUGUAUACUAUGACCAAUAAGCAUACUACAUACUCAAAGUACGUCACAAAUAGCAUGGUUAGUGCGUUUGUAUGAGUAUUCGAACACAGCUGUUUUGUUGUUGUUGGAAGUUAUCUGCAGCUAUUAGGUUUACUCCAGGUUAUAACACCAAUGCAUUAUAUUAGGUUUACUCCAGGUUAUAACACCAAUGCAUUAUAUUAGGUUUACUCCAGGUUAUAACACCAAUGCAUUAUAUUAGGUUUACUCCAGGUUAUAACAUCAAUGCAUUAUAUUAGGUUUACUCCAGGUUAUAACAUCAAUGCGUUAGACUAAUAGGUUUACUCCAGGUUAUAACACCAAUGCAUUAUAUUAGGUUUACUCCAGGUUAUAACAUCAAUGCAUUAGACUAAUGCCCACAUUUCAGAGGUUGUUGUGACUAAAUAUGCCACGCUAACAUGUGUCCACUGAUAGCCUAGGGAUACAUUCUGAUCCAUAGACACCAUACUUCCUUAAUGUCAGUCUUUCAACCACACGUCAAGUCAUGUCACUCUGAUAGUAACAAGCUCGUCUCCAGGCUGAGAGAGAGAGACACACACAGAGAGAGAGAGAGACACACACAGAGAGAGAGAGAGACACACAGAGAGAGAGAGAGACACACACACAGAGGGAGAGACACACACACACACAGAGAGAGAGAGAGAGAGAGACAGAGAGAGACAGCGAAAGAGAGAGACAGAGAGAGAAGAGAGACUGUAUAUAUACAUAAUAUGACAUUUGAAUUGUCUUUAUUAUUUUGGAACUUCUGUGAGUGUAAUGUUUACUGGUCAUUUUUAUUGUUUAUUUCACUUUUGUUUAUUAUCUACUUAAUUUGCUUUUUCAAUGUUAACACAUGCCAAUAAAACCCCUUGAAUUAGAGAGAUAGAUAGAGAGAGAGAUGCAGGGACCUUUUCACUGUGCAUUUCUCCUCUCCUGUCUGUUGGUGUUUAGCCAAGUAUGUCACAAAAACGUCCAUUGAUAUGCUCAAGGACUGGUGGGUUCUGAAAAAUGUGGAUGUUUUCAAGCAAUAAGAUGAGCUCCUUGUGGUAAAUGCAGCACAUGCAUGCAUGGGAAACCAUCAUAAAAUGCAACAUAGAAGCUGAAGAAGGAGCAAAACACCAUAAAUACACAGAGAAAUGUAUAUAUUUUUUCAUAAAGCAUUCUCUGAAUUUGGGGCACGGCAAACCACCUCUGGUUUAGUUCUCAUAACAUCUUUGGUUGAGUUGAGUUCAGUGGCGACCUGUCCUUCAGGGCACGUGGGACAGAGCUGUUUAGCUUUCUUUUUGUUUGUUUGUUUUGUUGUUGCCUGUUUUGCAUGUCAUUUUGGCAUUAAUACGUGUCACAUAUCAGUUUGCAAACAAUGUAAAAAAAAAGAGGAAAAAACAGUUAAUAAA